GAAAAUGGGCGUGGAGCGACCAGUCCUGUCAAGCUGCGUAUUUUAAAGGCUGCAGUUGAUGUGUUGGGGAAAUUCUUUGGGCUCUUCUUAAAUGGUCUAAAACAAUCUUCCUGAGUGUCUUUAAACUGGGAGAAGUCAUUAGGUGUUGACAUUUCGCUGAGUUCAAGACUUUAACGGACUGCAGUCGCAGAUAUGAGCUUAUUUGGAUUUAUUUUGGUUGUUCUUACUCAUUUAUCGAGCGCUAUUCCUCUUCACGUAGAUGCCAUCAUAGUACAGAUCCAGCAUUGGGGAGUGGUGGGACACCAGCAUGUCACAGAGCAAGUUCUGCUCAAUGGAGUCUCUCUCUUAAACCCAAACCAAGAGGUCAAAAGUAUUAUUAAAAGCAUGUCCACCCAUGCCCUUCUACCAGCUGGAAUUGACAACAACCCAACUACGGCUCUGAACAAUCAUACCAUUCUUCGGUCUCGGGAAUGCAUCAUAGAGGGGUCGCGGCUCCACUGGGCUGACCGGGUGUUUUACAAUGGCAAGGUUUUUCUCACCCUUGAGCACAACGACACCUGGGCAGCCCAUUUACCAGAGGCAACAGCUCUAAGACAGCUAUGGAACCAGGAGCACUCGCAGAUGGAGAGGAGACACCUGCAGGAGGGAUGCACAAAGCUGAUGAAGGAGCUGAAGCUUUCAGAGGAACAGUCAGCUCAAGAAGUUCCUCUGCCCAGAUAUUUGGUUCCUAUUUUGGCUGUGACUGCAUUUUUAAUGCUAAUUGUAAUGACCAUUCUUCUCUCCAGAAGCCCAGGUCUAAGAAACCCUGGAGGUGUAAUUGGCUCCAUUAUCCAUUACCCCAAGGAUAUGACUGACACUGCUCCUACAAAGAAAGGUUCUUACAGUACACUGUGACUCAAAGGCUUAUGAAUAAAUGGUUGUAGCAUAUUGCUUGUAAAUGCUGUUUCUUUGUUUUGUUUAUUUGUAUUUUUCUCUAUUUUUGUUUGUUUUCUGUAUGCUCUGUUUAUCGUAUAGCAUACUUUUAGAAAAAGUAACAGAGGUGCUUGGUAAACUGAUCAUUUGUGAAAUUAUUGUCCAAACUAAUAAAUUUUUUACACCAAAACCUGGUUUGUCCCUGACAACACUCUUAAAUCAUUAAUUAAUCACAGCUCUGUCAGUAUUUAUCAAAUAAUGGUUUAUUGUUGUUACUAAAGUCUGCAGCAUUAUAAAAAUGCUGUAAAUCUGAUCAAACUCCAAAUAACUUUCCUAUUAACAUAUACAUCAUAAUUGAUUAUAAAUUACUGAUGGUGGGAAUCACCCUAUAGUUUAACUGGGAAUUAUAUUUAAACAAAAAUACUUCAUAUUUAUUAGGCAAAACUCUUAUAACACUGUGGCUGCUUCUUUAGGUUUGAAACAAGGCUAAGGAUUUGUGCAUAGUUGGAAAAAAAUCUGUCUUUCAGCAGGAAUAUUCUAUAAAAAGUAGUUUAUGAGCAAGAAAAAACUUUCAGAGUUCAAAUGCAAAGUUAAUCAUUUAUGCAGGAUUUCUUUUGUGAGUGCAUUUUAGGUAAAUGUAGGUUGACUUGGACAAUGGUUGACAAUGUAGAGGUGCACAAGGGUGCUGUAAACUUACAU
Cyprinodon variegatus (sheepshead minnow) is the source of this 1611-nucleotide messenger RNA. RefSeq lists its product as uncharacterized. The record is from RefSeq and is a predicted model, not a curated record. Lineage: Eukaryota; Metazoa; Chordata; Actinopteri; Cyprinodontiformes; Cyprinodontidae. Bases 193 to 894 code for a protein of 233 amino acids. The transcript is spliced from 6 exons.